AUGGCGGUUGACCGUCGUCGUGGUUCACUCCCGGCAGUGUUCACAAGGAAAUCUCCGCUUAUUCAGUUGCGGCCGGUCCUUUUGAGCACCAGUGGCUCGGUGUCGUCUCCCUACCGGGGCAGGACGAGUAGUGGUCCGCUUUUCGGUGUGUUUCGGCACCUAAAGCGAGCAUGCCAGCAUCAAGCACAAGUGACAGGAAAUAGGCAAUCCGGAGGAUUAUAUAUAACAAACGCCUAUGGAUCCAUUCCCCACAAGCUCGUUGAGACAGCACUGACAAGACAUCAUGUGCCAGUGACCAUCACCAACCUCAUCCUGGACUAUUAUAACAACUUCCAGCUGAGGGUAACAUCGGGAUCAUUAACAUCUGCCUGGCAACGCCUGGAGAAGGGUAUUAUAACCGGCUGCACUAUUUCAGUGCCACUCUUCUCCCUGGCUAUGAACAUGAUUGUGAAGUCAGCUGAGGUGGAGUGUAGAGGCCCCUUGUUGAGAUCUGGUACUCGGCAGCCUCCCAUAAGAGCAUUUAUGGACGACCUCACAGUGAUGGCAACCUCUGUUCCCGGCUGCAGAUGGCUUCUCCAGGGGCUAGAGCGGCUCAUCUCUUGGGCGAGGAUGAGUUUCAAGCCCACCAAGUCCAGGUCUCUGGUCCUGAAGAAAGGCAGGGUGGCCGACCGGUUCCGCUUUACCAUAGGAGGGACACCAAUUCCAACGAUGACGGAAAAACCUGUCAAGAGCCUGGGCAAGGUCUUCAGCUGCUCCUUGAGGGACUCAGACACACUCCAGCAAACCAAGGCUGAGCUGACAUCAUGGCUCACAGCAAUAGACAAGUCGGGGCUACCAGGGAAAUUCAAAACCUGGAUCUACCAACACGGAGUCUUGCCAAGACUCCUUUGGCCCCUGCUUGUCUAUGAGGUGCCCAUGUCAAUGGUGGAGACACUGGAACGGACCAUCAGUCAGUUUCUCCGGAGGUGGCUUGGGCUCCCCCGAUCCCUCAGCAGCAUCGCUCUGUAUGGCCAUUCCACUAUACUGCAACUUCCAAUCAGCGGCCUGGUGGAGGAGUUUAAGGUCACACGUGCCAGGGAGCUGAUGAUGUACUGGGACUCCUCCGACAAGAAAGUCGCCACAGCAGGGAUCCUGGUGAAAACUGGGAGAAAGUGGAAGGCACAGGAAGCCAUUGACAGAGCAGAGGCACGACUGCAGCACAACAUCUUGGUGGGCAACACGGCAGUGGGCCGGGCGGGACUUGGCAGCUUCCCCAAGCCCUGCUACGACAAAGCCAGAGGAAGGGAGAAACGUCAAAUGGUACAGGAUGUGAUCAGAGCGGAGGUGGAGGAAGAUCGGCGGGUCAAGAUGGUGGCUAUGUACCAACAAGGCACCUGGACAAGGUGGGAGCACGCCGAACAGCGGAAAAUCACCUGGCCAGAGCUCUGGAGACUCGAACCCCAGCACAUGAAGUUCCUCAUCCAAUCAGUAUAUGACGUUCUCCCUAGCCCAACCAAUCUGCUGCGAUGGGGCUUGGCAUGCCAGCUGUGCCAGAAGAGAGCCACCCUAGAGCACAUCCUCAGUUGCUGCCCGAAGGCCUUGGGGGAAGGGCGGUACCGCUGGCGUCACGACCAGGUCCUCAGGGCUCUGGCAGACACGCUCAGCACAGCACUUACCAACUGCAAAUACCAGCACACCCCCAAGCAGUCCAUCACUUUCGUCAGAGCUGUGGAGAAGGCACAACAUCAGCCAAGUUCCUCUGGGGGGCUCCUCACCACUGCACGAGACUGGAAACUCCAUGUCGACCUGGGAAGACAGCUCAAGUUCCCAGAGAACAUUUUGGCAACUUUACUUCGGCCAGACAUGGUGUUAACAUCAGAGUCAACAAAGCAAGUGGUCCUGGUUGAGCUUACUGUCCCCUGGGAAGACAGAAUGGAGGAGGCCAACGAACGCAAGAGGGCCAAAUAUGCUGAGCUGGUACAGUGCCGGAGCAAUGGCUGGAAAGCCCGCUGCGAACCAGUCGAGGUGGGGUGCCGGGGUUUUGCUGGCCAGUCACUACCCCGAACCCUAAAACUCCUUGGAGUAAAAGGUCAGCUGUGCAGAAGAGCCAUCAAGAGCAUCAUAGAGGCUGCGGAAAAAGCCUCAAGGUGGCUAUGGAUCCGGAGGGGAGAUCCGUGGAGUAGUGGGCCACUUGGACACAAGCCGGGGACUGAUCACCCCCGGCUGGGUUGCCCGAGCGACGGUGUUUGA
This is a messenger RNA of Sphaeramia orbicularis (orbiculate cardinalfish), 2229 nucleotides long. RefSeq lists its product as uncharacterized. Lineage: Eukaryota; Metazoa; Chordata; Actinopteri; Kurtiformes; Apogonidae. The record is from RefSeq and is a predicted model, not a curated record.